Recurvomyces mirabilis is the source of this 306-nucleotide messenger RNA. RefSeq lists its product as uncharacterized. The record is from RefSeq and is a predicted model, not a curated record. The transcript has 2 exons. Gene Ontology annotation, biological process: attachment of spindle microtubules to kinetochore. Bases 1 to 306 code for a protein of 101 amino acids. NCBI's taxonomy places the organism in Eukaryota, Fungi, Ascomycota, Dothideomycetes, Mycosphaerellales, Teratosphaeriaceae. Gene Ontology annotation, cellular component: DASH complex; mitotic spindle. Gene Ontology annotation, molecular function: microtubule plus-end binding.
AUGGACGCCUCGCUUGAUACACGACCGCACGCCGCUGCCAAUGGCGAAGGCGAAUUGAGUCCCCUUGAGCAAGAAGUUCUGGACGAGUAUGCGAAGUUGGUUGGGAAUCUUGAUGGGCUCUCCACAAUCCUAGCAGAGCUUGCUGCGAACCCUUCGGCGGAAAUCCUGGAUGCGCUGAGGGGUUUGGAGCGCAAGACCACGACGGUUUUUACGUUGUUGAAGGCGAGUGUGUAUAGUAUUGUGCUGCAGCAGGAGAUUUUUGGCGACGAGGCUGGUGGGGAGGAGGGGAGUACGCCGAGGCGGUGA